AUCUCUAACCGUCCCACUGUCGCAAUUGAAGCGUGACUGCCUGUGCUGUGAACCGCAAUCACACUAACGAUAAUAACGCGCGAACUGCAUCGCGCAUCUCGAAUUCAUCAUUGAAUAAGAGCAAUAAAGAAAUACAAACAUGGCGGAUGUGAAGAUAGAAGAUAACCCAAAAAUAUUAUCGGGGCCGGUGUUGACCAAUUCCCCGAAUGCAGUGCUGUCGAAGACCUUACUCAGCAGAUAUAACGACCUGCCGCUGCCCGCUGACAAGAUCAUCGCGACCUACAUCUGGAUUGAUGGAACCGGCGAGCACCUCAGGUGCAAGGACCGCACCCUCAGCUUCAUUCCUAAAGUGCCUAAGGAAUUGCCUAUAUGGAAUUUCGAUGGCAGCUCCACUGGACAAGCUGAGGGCCACAACUCUGACACAUUCCUGAUUCCUCGGGCCAUUUACAAGGAUCCGUUCAGACGCGGCAACCAUAUCCUAGUCAUGUGUGAUACAUACAAAUACAACAUGGAGCCUACAGAUAGCAACAAUCGUGUCAAGUGUCAAGACUCAUACGACAGGUGUAAGGAUGAGGAGCCGUGGUUCGGCAUCGAGCAGGAGUACAUCCUACUGGACUCUGACCUCAGGCCCUUCGGCUGGCCCCCCGGCGGCUUUCCCCCACCACAGGGCCCGUACUACUGCGGCGUUGGUGCCAACAAGGUGUUCGCCAGAGAUCUAGUUGAAGCACAUUACAGAUGUUGUCUGUUCGCUGGCGUGCCAAUAUCGGGCACCAACGCGGAGGUGAUGCCCUCCCAAUGGGAGUUCCAAGUGGGGCCCUCUGUGGGCGUCACGGCCGCCGACGACUUGUGGAUGGCACGCUACAUACUGCACAGGCUCGCCGAGGAGUACGGCGUCAUUGUGUCCUUCGACCCGAAGCCGGUGCAGGACUGGAACGGCUCGGGUGCACACACUAACUUCUCCACCAAGAAGAUGAGGGAAGACAACGGUAUUAUUGAAAUUGAGAAGGCGAUAGAUAAGCUUUCAAAGGUGCACAUGAAGCACAUUAAAGUGUACGAUCCUCGCGGUGGAAAGGACAACGAGAGGAGACUUACAGGACUACACGAAACAGCCAGUAUUAAUGACUUCAGCGCGGGCGUAGCGAACCGCGCGAGCAGCAUCAGAAUACCGCGGAAUGUGGCCGAAGAUAAGAAGGGCUACUUAGAGGACCGCCGGCCCGCGUCCAACUGCGAUCCCUACGCCGUGGUGGAUGCGCUCAUGCGCACCUGCAUCCUCAACGAAUAACACAUGAGCCGCGUACAGCGCGCCCCUUACGCACCACGUGUCCACAUCAACAAUCCACAACCGCACGCAAACCAACACAGAACCUUAUUGACGACGGACCACUCGAACACGUCAUGUAGCCAAUGCAAACCGGGAUUACUGUAAUUGAUAGGCAGAUAUCAGUGACAAAUGUUAUUCUCGUAUUCGUGUUUGCUAUUUGUGGAUAAAGAAAUGAAAAGGUGUGCUGCUGUCAAAUUAAUAAAUAGCAAACACAAAUUACCUUAUGAAGAUCUGGCGUUACUUUAUUAUGGCAAAGCUUUUGGGUAAAACCGUGCGCAGGAGACGUUUUUGUAUGUAUUUAUUUAAAAUUGUUACUGCGGCGCAGGUACGUUGUCUAUUGCUUUGUACAAGAUGUUUGCCAUGGAUUUUUCUACAAUAAACACCGAUUGACUCCGUGAGUAAUAUAAAAAAUAAUAAUUAAACGACUAGCUAGCGCCAGUCUUAGAGCGGCUGAAAUUAAAUUUCGUCACUCAGGAUGAGUAACUUCCUACCACUGAAAGAAUUUUAAAAUUGGUUCACUUGUUCUAUAGAAAACUUCCUACAACUAAAAGUUGCCUCUUCUUUUUUAUAAUAUCUUAAUGGUACAAAAGUGUUCAAAAAGAUAAUAUGCUAAUAAAUCUAAGCGGUGUUCAUUGUAUAUCAGUUAUCAAUAAGCAUCCGUAACGAAUUUUGUUGAGAAUGCAGAUUUAUAGAGCUAAGGAUUCCAUAAAAUACAGUGGUAAAAUUGUUGUUCUGCGAUAAAUAUUGACGAAGUUAUGACCAAAUUAUUAAACGAAUUUUCGGCUGGCAGCGUGGUGACUGUGACGCCACAGCGCUCUAGCACUCGGGAGUGUGCAGGCGCGGGCGUGCAUAGAGACACUACUAAAGUUCGACCGGAGUGAACCACGAUCGAGCUCUGUGGCGUCACACGUUCCGGCCGCCCCGGUGUAUAUUGGCUACCAUAAAAUUAGUUAUAAAAUCGCAACGAAUGAACCGAUUUCGAUGAUGUAAAAAGUAUAUUAAUAAAAAGCUUAUUAGGUCAUAACUGUUGAUUUGGAUUUGCUGACCUAGUAAUGAUCCUCAUUAGAUAGGUAGUUAAAUUAGACAAACGAGGUGACUUUUUCAUAGCCUUGGUAGAGUUUGUUAUAUUGUCACGCACAGUCUAAGUAAUUAUUUGUAUGACUGUUAUUAAUGUGCAGAGAUUUUUUGUUGCGAAUAUAAAACGGGUAGCUUUAAUAGUGACUUUACGUCAGUGGAAUAUGGCCAAUAAACCUAAUGUACCUAGAUAGAACAUUAUUUAGUAUUUAUUGCCUUAUGACUUAUGAAGAAACAGCUGAUACCGACACGUGUAUAAAGGUAGCGAUAUACAAAGGACCACAUAAGAUAUUAUGAAAUAUACCUAUUAUAGUUAUCAUAUGUAAUUUUUACGAAUAUUAGGUAGGUAUGUGAUAUUUAAAAUUAAUUGUUACUUUGAUGUUAAAUAGUUUAUUUGUAUACAAAAUAACCACAUAUCAUUAUUUCUAACAUGUUCAUUUAAAACCUGUAGAUGAAUAUUAGUUAAGUGUAAGACUUUUCUUAAUAACACACAUUCAAAAAGCAGUUAUGUUAUGACGUAUGAUUUGGAAUAGAUAAAAUUUAGUUAUUUAUAUGAUAGGAGAAUGUAAACUAAUUGAAAUCGUUACAAAAUGUAUGAGAUUAAAGGAAUUCUGCUUCAACAAAAUUCUGAAGAGGCACUGUUUGAAAAAUUUGUUCAAAGUAUGUAGGUACCUACAGCAUUUUGAUGAUAAAGCACUAUAUGUUAGCGACAGAGUACAUAUAAGCACAAAUUAGAUUAGUCCAUUAAUAUAUUUAUACUUAUUAUUAUAUCGGGAAUAUUAUAUUUUUUUUAGCAUGCGUCUGAAUAAUGGAUUAUGUAGUAAAUGUAUGUGAUUAUGUUAAAAUUGUAAACUUGAUGUUAUAAGAAAUAAACAAUACUUUGUUGUAUGUAAUCAAUUUA
This is a messenger RNA of Chilo suppressalis (striped riceborer), 3296 nucleotides long. The record is from the annotation of a GenBank genome assembly. Lineage: Eukaryota; Metazoa; Arthropoda; Insecta; Lepidoptera; Crambidae.